AUGCGAAGCGCUCUUAUUUUUGUCGAAAGAACAACAGAGAUGUCUCAGACCAACUGGGAAGCUGAUAAAAUGUUGGAUGUCUAUAUCCAUGAUUAUCUGGUUAAAAGAGAUUUAAAAGCUACAGCUCAGGCUUUCCAAGCUGAAGGAAAAGUGUCAUCGGAUCCAGUCGCUAUUGACGCACCUGGCGGAUUUCUGUUUGAGUGGUGGUCUGUCUUCUGGGAUAUAUUUAUUGCUAGGACCAAUGAGAAGCACUCCGAGGUUGCUGCAUCUUACAUCGAGCAUGAUUUCUUACAUUUGAACUGUGUUCUCUCUAAUACUUUUGUAUUUGAAGAUAAAAUUUUUAACAGCGACCCGGUUAUGAGGCAAAAUCCUGGGUCUGGGAGUGCCUUAGCAAAUAAGGCAUACGAAGAGAGGGUCAAAAUGCCUACUCAGAGGGAUUCCUUGGAUGAGGCUGCGAUGAAGCGUUUUGGGGACAAUGUUGGGCAACUGUUGGAUCCAAAUCAUGCAUCGAUGUUGAAAUCUGCUGCAGCUUCGGGACAGCCUGCAGGGCAAGUGUUACAUGGCGCAAGUGGUGGUAUGUCUCCACAAGUGCAAGCUCGAAAUCAGCAACUUCCUGGGUCUGCAGUGGAUAUAAAAAGUGAGAUCAAUCCCGUGCUUACUCCCAGAACUGCUGUUCCAGAAGGGUCGUUGAUUGGAAUUCCUGGUUCAAAUCAAGGCAACAACCUUACACUUAAAGGGUGGCCACUCACCGGAUUUGAUCAGCUUCGUUCUGGUCUUCUUCAGCAGCAAAAACCAUUUAUGCAGUCUCCGCAGUCUUUUCACCAACUCAACAUGCUGACUCCGCAACAUCAACAACAGCUCAUGCUGGCACAACAGAAUCUAAAUUCACAAUCAGUUAGUGAAGAGAACAGAAGACUGAAAAUGCUAUUGAACAACCGUAGCAUGAGCCUCGGAAAGGAUGGCCUUGGCAGUUCUGUCGGGGAUGUGUUACCUAAUGUUGGGUCGUCUUUACAACCUGGUGGCCCUCUUUUGGCUCGUGGAGACACGGACAUGCUACUAAAGUUAAAGAUGGCUCUGAUGCAGCAGCAGCAUCAACAGCAGGGUGGUGGAAAUCUACCACAGCCACAGCCACUUAGUCAGCUUGCCCUUUCAAAUCAGCAAUCACAGAGUUCAAAUCAUAAUAUUCAUCAACAAGAUAAAUUGGGAGGUGGGGGUAGUAUGACGAUGGAUGGUAGCAUGUCAAAUUCUUUUAGAGGAAACGAACAGGUACUGAAGAAUCAGAGUGGGAGGAAAAGAAAGCAACCAGUUUCGUCUUCUGGGCCAGCUAAUAGCACAGGAACGGCUAACACCGCGGGACCAUCGCCAAGCUCAGCACCUUCUACACCUUCAACUCAUACUCCUGGAGAUGUAAUUUCUAUGCCCAAUCUGCCUCAUAGUGGUGGUUCCUCCAAAGCAAUGAUUUUGUAUGGCACUGAAGGAGCUGGGACUCUUACAUCUCCGUCAAAUCAGUUGGCUGAUAUUGAUCGAUUUGUGGAAGAUGGGUCACUUGACGACAACGUUGAGUCUUUUUUAUCCCAUGAGGAUGGUGAUCAACGGGACGCUGUUGGGCGGUGUAUGGAUGUUAGUAAAGGUUUCACGUUUACUGAAAUGAAUUCAGUACGUGCGAGCACAAGCAAAGUUACCUGUUGCCACUUCUCAUCGGAUGGAAAAAUGCUUGCUAGUGCUGGGCAUGACAAAAAGGCUGUACUAUGGUACACAGACACAAUGAAGCCAAAGACCACCCUUGAAGAGCAUACGGCUAUGAUAACAGAUGUCCGUUUUAGUCCGACCCUGCCUCGCCUUGCAACUUCUUCAUUCGACAAAACUGUCAGGGUUUGGGAUGCUGAUAAUAAAGGUUAUUCCCUUCGUACUUUCAUGGGACAUUCUUCUAUGGUAACGUCACUUGACUUCCAUCCCAACAAGGACGAUCUCAUAUGCUCCUGUGACAAUGAUGGCGAAAUAAGGUACUGGAGCAUCAACAAUGGAAGUUGCACAAGAGUGUACAAGGGUGGUAGCACCCAGAUGAGAUUCCAACCACGUGUAGGAAAGUAUCUCGCUGCUUCAUCAGCAAAUGUUGUAUCUGUACUAGAUGUUGAAACACAAGCUUGUCGACACUCUCUCCAGGGCCAUGCUAAUCCGAUAAACUCGGUUUGCUGGGAUCCUUCGGGCGACUUCUUGGCAACGGUUAGUGAAGAAAUGGUAAAAGUUUGGACGCUUGGGACAGGCAGUGAAGGAGAGUGUGUUCAUGAGCUGAGCUGUAAUGGCAACAAGUUCCAGUCUUGUGUUUUCCACCCGACUUACCCUUCGCUACUCGUAAUUGGUUGUUACCAGUCUUUAGAACUAUGGAACAUGUCAGAAAACAAGACCAUGACAUUGCCGGCUCACGAGGGGCUGAUUGCGUCACUGGCGGUUUCAACCGCAACUGGAUUGGUUGCAUCAGCUAGUCACGACAAGCUAGUGAAGCUGUGGAAGUGAAAGAUCAAAAAAAGACAAGGUUGUGUGUUUAGGUAUUAUUAUUCACGGGGAGGGCUUCUUUUAACUUGUGUUUCUCUUUGUAGUUUCUUUCUCGGCCAAUCAUCUCCGAUCUCUCAAGAUAGUUUUUCAGAUGUUGGACUACGUUGUUGUACGAUCUGACGUAAUCGGGAUCUCGAGGGAUUGUGAAAAAACUGUUGUUGUAAUCCUAGUUUUUAUUUUCGCUCAGCUUAAUUAAUUACUGACACUCUUUUACUUGGGUUUGGUUUUAUUACGGUUAAGCUGCUUGAGAAUGUGUUAAUUCAUAUCUAUACUGGAAACGCUUGAAAAAAAG
Thlaspi arvense is the source of this 2845-nucleotide messenger RNA. The record is from the annotation of a GenBank genome assembly. NCBI's taxonomy places the organism in Eukaryota, Viridiplantae, Streptophyta, Magnoliopsida, Brassicales, Brassicaceae.